AUGGAGAAAUGGCGUACAAAGAUACUAUGCGAUGCAUCAAACUUAUUCAUAGAAAUAUACCAAAGUGAGCCUUGCUUAUGGAAAAUUAAGAGCAAGGAUUAUCACAAUCGUGCAAAAAAAGACGCAGCUUAUGCAAGAUUGGUAGGCAAAUUGAAAGAAGUAGAACCGUCUUCCGACAAAGAGAGUGUUGUGAAGAAAAUAAAUAACAUACGAAGCAAUUAUCGUAAGAAAUUAAAAAAAGUUAAGGCGUCAUCAAGGUCAGGGUCGGGUACAGAGGAUAUAUACCAACCAAAAUUAUGGUAUUUUACGCUUCUAACGUUUUUAAACGACCAAGAAGAACCUCUGAGCUCUCGCUCAAACAUCGAAAGUGAUGACAAAGGAAGUGGGAUUGAGGUAAGUUUAAUAAAAUAUGUAAUAUUGAAAAACCAACUCACUCCUCACACAUUUUUUUUUCUCCCCUGUAUUUAUUACAGUCUGUCUACAGGCAGAGACAAUAACACAUAUUUAAACACUUUUCCAUCUCAUGCUGAGGUCUACAGGACCUGCGUUUGCUCACAUGAACACCAUACUACAGAUGCUGCAUCAGGUGAAUCUGUGCCUGAUGGAAAUACACAACAUGAUGAUGGAUGCCAUAUCUCUACAAGAGAUGCAAAUUCGUCCGAAAUAACACCAGUCACUACAACGCCACUCCAAUCAAGACCACCGAAAAGGAGUUCACAGGUUUCAUCACAGCAAGCCGACUUGAUAAAUAAGGUUCUAUUAUCAGUAAAUGAGCAUUUCACGCGUCCAAAAGUACAAGAUCUUUUUGAUAUUUUCGGGAAAAACGUUGUGAUGAAAUUACGAGAUCUCCCUACGCAACAGAGACUCCUAGCUGAGAGGAUCAUAAACGAAGCACUAUUUGAAGCCGAAAUGGGCACUUUGACUACCUCACACAAGUUGAUUCUUCCACCUCAACGCCUGUUCUGUGCAAUGAUUCCCAGUCCCCAGCAGUAUGAACGUCAACAGUACCAUCAGUUUGAUUCAGCAACACCUAUUCACAGUACUCCAACUUGUCCAAGUCCAACUUUUCCCACACAGACAACGUCCCAUUCACUUGGCCCUUCACACAGCUCAGUGCAGCAUUACCAGCAUCAAGCACACCCAUAUCCUUCACCACAAAUUCUCACCUCAGUACAACAACACGAACACCCACCAUGCCCUCAAUUGGCGGGAGUUCACAGUGACACAGUUGCAUCCAUAUCAUCCAUAUCAGCAGCUUCAUAUCUAUCUAAGUGCUAAUGAUUUGUAAAGUCUUUUUACUUGUAAUGUUCCAUUUCAUUGCUUUCGAUUAUACAAUAAAGUAUAGCUUAAUGAAGUAAACAAGAUGUUAUUCAUGUAAGAUUUGAGGCUUUCACGGCGGUGACUAUGAAGAAAGCAGU
This is a messenger RNA of Cryptotermes secundus, 1418 nucleotides long. RefSeq lists its product as uncharacterized. Bases 1 to 1278 code for a protein of 425 amino acids. The transcript is spliced from 4 exons. The record is from RefSeq and is a predicted model, not a curated record. NCBI's taxonomy places the organism in Eukaryota, Metazoa, Arthropoda, Insecta, Blattodea, Kalotermitidae.